Messenger RNA from Centropristis striata (black sea bass), 9670 nucleotides. Its product is annotated as ras/Rap GTPase-activating protein SynGAP-like. The transcript has 20 exons. Gene Ontology annotation, biological process: regulation of GTPase activity. Bases 1275 to 5162 code for a protein of 1295 amino acids. The record is from RefSeq and is a predicted model, not a curated record. Lineage: Eukaryota; Metazoa; Chordata; Actinopteri; Perciformes; Serranidae.
GCGCAGGGCGGACUCGAGCUGCCUUUGGAGGCGUUGGUUUCUGUUUCUGUCUAUCUUACGCACUAUCUCCGCCCUCAAGGGAGAGACUUCUCCGUUAACCGAGCACCUCUUUUUCACGCACUGCCGUUAAAUCAAGAUUAGGUGUGACGGACUGCAAGAGCGCAAAGGACGCCGUCAAUUUAUCCCCGGAUUCCCCCUCCUCGUUAUGAAUUUUUGGAUUAUGUGGACGUCGUUAUGCCACGCAGGGUGAACUACAGCCGCUUUCCAAGAUUAAAUCACCCGAGCUAGAAGCAAGGAACGUCAAAAAAAAUGUGCACGAAUCAGAUGCAGCUGCACAUCAUCGGGAUUUUGCCUGUAAAUACCUCUUGGAUGUUUAUUUUUUAAUGCUUUUUGUGGUUUUUCGUGCGCGCAAUGUGCAAUAGGUUUGUGUGCUGCUCGGAGUUGGCUUAGCCCACCAGGCAUCACCUUGAUAAUUAUCCUCAUUUGAAUAUCGGAGUGAUUCAUGUGUAGCGUGCAGUAGUUGUAACCAUGCAGAACCCGCUUUGUGUCGUGAAUCUUUGAGAAUGUUUUUAAUGUAAAUAUAAGUGAUACAUGGUGAACUAAUUGGCUUUGUGGAUGUUAGACCAAUAACAAGAGUUCGUGUCAUUCCGACAUAAUAAAGCGACGCAGGGGCUGUUUGAAGUCACAUGUGCCCAGAACAAACAAUUAAAAUGACAAAAACCGUCCUCAGAAGAGAUUGUCUUUAUUACCGAGGAAGCUGCAUUGGGAUCACAUCUCAGUUCCUGAAUUGCAAUAGAGUUGGAGGACAGGGAGCAGAGGAAGAAGAGAGGGAAAGGAGAGCUGCUGAGCUGCACAACAGAGCCUCUGCUGCUGAUAGGAAAGCUUUGGCUUCAGUGAUGGACUGAGCUGAAGGUGACGGGACCCCUGUGACAGCCAGCUUCACCUUUUUUUCCUCUCUCUAGAGCCUUCACACUUGGCAAAGGCAUGUAUGGACACACUGCAGCAUAGGUGAGAACAGAAGGAGCUGCCCACUUUGAACACAUCAAUUUGGCCUAAUGAUUGAAAUACAACUAUCUCUCAAAGAGGACAACACUGGCCUUUUAUUUGGAAACUGUCUCUCAGGUCUGCACAAACUGAUUCUACCUUUGUCCCAAAAAGCAAGUAAACCGGGAACCUCAGCCCCUUCCCAAGUGCCCGCCGGAUUCAGUCUGGGACCACAGAUGUAACUUAGCUGUCAAGAUUUCAUCACCAGGAAGUCCUGUUUUUUUGGCUGCAUGGACACAUCUUCAAAGACGUGGCUGCCGCAUCAGAGUCAGUUUGGGUUGGUUGGUCAAGCGGAGGUUUGCUGUGGCGGACCUGGAGUUUUAACCCCAAACCAAUCCCGCAGGGCAAGUUUUGCCUCUGUAAGACAGUCGAGCAUGGAGACCCCUCCGAAUGCCACGCCACAGCCCUUCAGACAACCGGAACGUCAGAGUUUUCUGAACCGACGUCUGAAGGGCUCCAUCAAGAGGGCCAAAAGCCAGCCCAAACUGGACCGGACCAGCAGCUUCAGACAAAUGAUUUUGCCUCGAUUUCGAAGUGCUGACCAAGAAAGGACACGCUUGAUGCAGAGCUUCAAAGAAUCCCACUCCCAUGAAUCCCUACUUUCUCCUAGCAGUGCUGCGGAGGCUUUGGACUUAGUUUUGGAUGAAGAUGCGAUAAUCAAACCUGUCCACUCGAGCAUUUUAGGACAAGAGUACUGCUUUGAGGUAACCACCAAUUCAGGGACAAAAUGUUUUGCCUGCCGCUCAGCUUCAGAGAGAGACAAGUGGAUUGAAAAUCUGCAACGAGCUGUCAAACCCAACAAGGACAACAGCAGACGGGUGGACAAUGUGCUCAAGUUGUGGAUCAUUGAGGCUCGAGACCUUCCGGCUAAGAAACGAUACUAUUGUGAGCUGUGUCUGGAUGACAUGCUGUACGCGCGCACCACCAGCAAACCCCGGACCGACACAGUCUUCUGGGGCGAGCAUUUUGAAUUUAACAAUUUGCCUACCAUUCGUAGCCUUCGUUUGCACCUCUACAAGGAAACUGACAAAAAAAGACGCAAGGAGAAAAGCACAUAUCUUGGCCUUGUCAGCAUCCCCAUCUCCAGCAUCACGGGCCGGCAGUUUGUCGAGCAGUGGUACCCGGUCAUACAGUCCAGUGUCUUGGCCAAAAGCGGCGGCGUUGGAAGCACCAAAGUGAUCAACGCCUCACUACGUGUCAAGUCUCGCUACCAGACAAUGAACAUCCUGCCGAUGGAGCUGUACAAGGAGUUUGCUGAGUACAUCACCAACAACUACCGAACACUGUGUGCAGUUCUGGAGCCGCUGCUGAGUGUGAAAAGCAAAGAGGAGGUGGCGUUCGCUCUGGUGCACAUCCUGCAAAGCACAGGGAAGACAAAGGAGUUUCUGUCUGACAUGGCGAUGUGUGAGGUGGAUCGAUUCAUGGACCGUGAACACUUGAUCUUUCGUGAGAACACGCUCGCUACGAAGGCCGUGGAAGAGUACCUCAAACUGAUAGGUCACAGAUACCUCAAGGAUGCUAUAGGUGACUUCAUUCGAGCCUUAUACGAGUCUGAGGAGAACUGUGAGGUGGAUCCCAUGCGUGUCCCGCCGUCAGUCCUCGCCGACCAUCAAGCCAACCUUCGAAUGUGUUGUGAGCUGUUACUCUGCAAGAUCAUCAACUCUCUCUGCAUAUUUCCCCGAGAGCUGAAGGAAGUUUUCGCCUCGUGGAGAGCCAGAUGUGCUGAGCGUGGAAGAGAGGAUCUCGCUGACAGCCUCAUCAGCUCCUCCCUGUUCCUGCGCUUCAUGUGCCCGGCCAUCAUGUCCCCCUCCUUGUUCAAUCUGAUGCAGGAGUACCCCGCUGAGCGCACGUCCCGCACGCUCACGCUCAUCGCCAAAGUGAUGCAGAACCUGGCCAGCUUCAGCAAAUUUGGACCCAAGGAGGAAUACAUGUAUUUCAUGAACGAGUUCCUGGAGAUGGAGUGGGGCUCCAUGCAGCAGUUUCUCUACGAGAUUUCCAACAUGGACGCUGGAGGAAACGCUGGAGGGUUUGAGGGCUACAUUGACCUCGGCAGAGAAUUGUCCAUGCUGCACAGCUUACUGUGGGAAGUCAUGGGCCAGCUGAGCAAGGAUGCUAUUCUCAAACUCGGACCCCUACCACGGCUGCUGAAUGACAUCAGCGUGGCCCUGAGGAACCCGCAGCUCCACAUGCCUACUAAUCACCAGCCGGACCGACCGAAGGACAGACUCUUCUCACGGCCGUCUUUCAAUCGUCUCAUGUCCUCUGACUUCCAAAGCCUUAUGAUGCGCGACUUAAACAGUUCAAUAGACAUCUCUCGUCUGCCGUCUCCGACCACCGGAGUCUCAGCUGUCGAAUCCCUCUCAUCGAAUCUGAACAUGAGGCGCCACGCAGAGCGAGACCUCCGCUCCUCAAGGGAAGUGUUCUACGUGACGCGCCCGCCGCUGGCUCGAUCCAGCCCUGCGUACUGCACGAGCAGCUCGGACAUCACCGAACCAGACCCAAAGGUUCACAGUGUGAAUAAAAGUGUGUCCAUGAUGGACCUUCAGGACUCUCGUAUGAACAGCAUUUCCAACCUGAACUCUGUGGGCGACAUGCUCACCUCCUCUCAGGCCUCCAUCGCCGGCCUGGGCCAUAGCUUCGGGAACCUCUGCGGCCCUCUUCGUAUGGGAGGCCAUAUGCCAGCGGGCUCUUCGGGCUCCGGUUUGAGGCUGAGCCAGAUGGGCCACAUAGGGGGUCCCACCGAAUCCAUCUCUCAACAGCAGCAGCAGGCAGCAGCGGCCAUGCACUUCCCCCUGUCUUUCCAGAACCCGCUAUUCCAUCUGGCCGCCCAGAACUCCCCGGCUCAGUCUCAGCCCCAGCCUCCUCCCCCUCCUCUCCUCCUCGCCCCCGAGCCAGAGAACGGCCACCACGACUAUGCACCGGCCUUUGGCAACAGUGCUUUCUCCCGCAGCGAGGACUUGUCCGCCCUGCGGUCACAGAGCAGUCUGGUGCAGCCCAGCAUUGUCCACUCACACAGUUACAGUGAUGAUUUCACCCGGCAGAAUCAGAACAAUGACUUCGCCUGGCACCAGCUGUCACUGCAGGUGCAGGAGUCUCUCCAGCAGCAGCACCUGAUGGGAGUCGUAUCUCAGACGACCACAGGGACGGGCACCCCUGCCUCCUUGGCCACACCACCUACUACAGUUCACCCCGUCCGCCAGUCAUCCAUGGCUCCACCACAACACCUCAAGUCACAGCGGUCCAUCAACACUCCGGCCACCGCCACACCUCCAAAAGUUCGCCCGCAGAGCAGGAACCUCCUCCUCGACUCCUCUGACACUAACUACAGCGGCAGCCAGCCGAAACAGCGGCAUUCUCAGCAGCAGCAGCUGCAACAGCAGCAUUCUCAGCAGCAGCAACAGCAGCAGCAACAGCAGCAACAGCAACAGCAGCAGCAGCAACAACAACAGGAUGCCCAGCUGUCAGUGACGGACAGUCCGGCCCCCGGACUCCCGUACCAGACGAGCUCCGCCAAAGAGAACCAGGGCAUGCAAGCUGCUGCAGAGGAGUCGACAGACACGCCCACAAAAAGCACCAAGAAGUCUCCACAGACGCAACUGCAGCCACCACAGCAGCAUCUGCUCAAACCAGGCAAUAAACAGGGUUCGACCUUGAACACCCCGGCCCUCAAUGAACGGACAGUCGCCUGGGUCUCCAACAUGCCGCAUCUCUCUGCUGACAUUGAGAGCCUGCGGCCAGACCGUGAGGGCCAACUGAAAGAGUACUCCAAGAGCAUGGAUGAGUCACGACUAGAGAGGGUAAAAGAGUACGAGGAAGAGAUACAUUCCUUGAAGGAGCGACUGAAGAUGUCUCAUCGCAAGCUCGAAGAAUAUGAGCACAGACUUGCCACGCAGGAACAGCAGACAAACAAGAUACUAAUGCAGUAUCAGAACCGUCUGGAUGACAGUGAGCGCCGUCUGAAGCAGCAGCAAGUGGAGAAGGACUCACAAAUCAAAGGCAUCAUCAACAGACUCAUGGCUGUGGAAGAUGAGCUGAGAGGGGGUGCCAUUCCUGAUAUUAAGCCUCGAAUCCUCACAGACCAGUCUAUCAACCAGGGUUAUGGCCACCCAGGAUCCUGACUGUCAAUACCCAUGUGACCAGAACUCAUGAUGGUCACACGAGUGUAAGAAGACUGACCUACAAAAACCCAUGAAGAGAAGCUCUGCAGUGGCUUCAUCUCACAACGUUCGUGAAAAAAAACUUUGCACAUAUUCAAACUUUGCCUGUACCAGAACUUGACAAUCAGAUUAGCGGAGGACCAACGUGUGCAGUGAAUCUUCUGCACAUUGUGACUGAAAUAUAAGCCAAUGCCACAACAAUGGCAAUACUGAACCCAAUGACUUUCUUUAUUUAAUCGGAUGAAGUGAGAAGAGAUGUGUUAAACACUGGGGAUGAAGACGGAUUCAUGAUUUUCCCCGCCACAAGCAGCACACUCGCUUCUCACUCAAGUGGCUGAAGACACAAUGUAGAAAAUGCUUUUACAAGCACAAAAAUACCCUCAUGGUGACGCCUGUGACUAACAACAAGCAUGUUGUUAAAUCAGUUGCCAUCUAUGAUCCUCGGAUGCAGGGCCCAAGCAGAGACCUAUAUUACUAUCUGAUACUGAUUAAAUCACUUAGUAACAUUCUCACUGACAAAAGGUGGUUAUCAUUAUGAUUUUUGCACCCUUUUGCAUCCUUUAUAGUACAGCCAUCCCAUCUGAAUAGAUGCCAAACGAAUCUUACAAUCAACUAACUGCUUUAAAUACAAUCUAAACCUUCUCGGUUAAAUUUUCCUUCGGCGCACAGUGUAAAGCCACAACGACAGUCUCUUGACUUUCAGUGUAUAGAAGAAGUAUUUCUUAAAGCUACUAAACCUUUUUAAAAAUGGAAAUACUUUGCAUAAAUAAUCUGACAUUAUAAUGUGUUUUGUUCACUUUGUAAUAAUAAUAUUAAUCAUAAUGAAGAAUAUAUAUGACAUUUCAAAACAGUGAUACAAAGUGCUUCAUAAGAGACCUGACAUGAAAGAAAAAUCGUGUGAAAUUGUAGGAAAAUAUUUUAUUUAAAGGGGCACUUCAGCGAGGCAGUUAAGUACUUCUUAGCCUGUGUGGUGGAAUUAGCAGGCUAACUAGCUCGCUAAUUGCACCAUGCUUUCGUUCUAUUUUUACAGAAAAUAAGUCGUCACUCAUCUGGCGAUAGCAAUAUUAUUCCCAAUGCUGUGACGAAAGUGUGUUGAGGAACCAUUAUAUUGUUAAGUUUCACUCAUUCAGCAGCUGGCUAGUUAGUUAGAAAUGUCAGUAGGUAUGUAGUUACUGAUUUUUACGUUGUUACCACGGACACUUGCGUCAGGCAAUGAAGCUGUAGUGGCCAAACUGUGUAAUUUGAACUUCUGGGUCCGUCACGAGUUGCCAUUCGGCACAAAAGACGUCUGUAAAUCAGCAAAUCGUUUUUGUUUGAGGUACAUCAACUUUACAGUACAAACACUUUAAUAGCCCUUAUUUAAAUAAUAAUAACAAGAGGUAAAUCAUGUAAAUGAGCCAGAAACUAAGCAGUUAGGCGGCAGGGCUAGAGGAAAAGCUAGUGUGCUUGCUCCAUGAGCCCAUAGAUGUGGGUUUUCCAGGUUAUUUUAUGCACAGAAGUCAAACUUUUUUGGCUUCAUGUGCCACUGAGCGGCUUUCAUAGGAAUGAAUGGGGCCUCGCCUCUAACGCUGUUCUCCUUAUACGUGCACGCUGAACACACAAGUCCAGUCUGCUCACUUGCAAAGAACAGUGUGGACAGCCUGUCUAAAAAUAUUUGAUUUGCCAGACCAGAUCUUUCACUUACAAGACCUCCAACUUAAUGAAUGUGCAAUACUAAAUCACUGGAGUGCCCCCUCAAACUACACUACAUGAAUUUAACAUUGUCUUUAAGAAAGGUUUUGUUAUCGGAGAGAUGAUGGCGACAGCUGCAGCUUCUCGAGCAGCAACAGCAGGGCUCCAGCUCAUCUUUAGUUGACAGUUCUUAAUGAAUGUUUGUCUCAUGGAGCGUUACGUCUCAGAGACAGUGUUGGUCGAAAGCCAGCCUAAACUAACCGAGACUCAGAAGUACUGAAUUAACCAGAAAGAUAUCUAAAAAGAAAGUCAUGGCCUUCAUGUCUGCCAUUCUCAUUAUUUAUCUUUUUAGCCUUUUCAUGUUUUGUUGUACAGCACUUUGUAACAUUGGUUUGAAAAGUGCUGUAUGGAUACAUUUUUAAUAACUAUGAUUAUAAACAUUAUGUGCAACUGGAAACAAAUCAUAUUAUAGCAAGUAGUGAAUUACUCAUCUGUUGUGUUUAAUGUUUCUGAAGCAUAGAUGUGCAACAGUUCUGCAUGAGCUUUUUAAAUGCGAGGACGAGUAAGUCGAUUUGUUGUCAGAUAUUAUUCUUAUGUACAAAAAAAGAAAACUUUGACAUGGCUUUCUUAUUGGAAGGCAUCUUUUUUUUAUCCAACCUGCUGACUCUUCCGUUUUUUUCAGAAGAGGGUGGCAUUCAGCCUUUUGCAUUAUACAACAUGAAAGUACUGAAAGAAAUGACCGGAACACAAACAGAGGAGCAACAGUGAAAACAACAGAACAAUAUAAAGAGUUUCCAAGCAGGGAUAUGUAGUAUAUGUGCAUAGGAUUUGACUGCCUUACAGUCUGUGCCACAGGGCCCAAAAUAACAAUGCCAAUACAAAAAAACUUGUAAACUUUGUAUAUUAAAUGUCCUUUUUUUGUAGUCAGGUGAUGAAUUAAUAAGCAGUGUGUUGGUUAACUCUGUAUGUUAGUCAGAAUCAUUUAUAUUACAAAUUUCAUGGUUGAUAUAAUUUAUCUUAACCUAUUGCCUUUAAAAAUACAUUUUCUUUCAAGAUAAAUAUCAAAUGAUACAAAGUUAUAUGUUUAAGUUACCAGAAAUGUAUAAAAUAGCUUAAUGUAUAUCUAUUCUUAUAUGUAAAAUGUAUUCAAAUCAAGGGUAGGCCUUCAGGCAUGUUAAAACUUGUGGUAAAAAAUGAUUCUUAUAUUAUUAACUCUUAAUGCUGCAAUCCAGAAACUACAGUGCUAUGGUGUGACUGCGUUCACGGGAUGAGAGCGGAAUAAUUUCCCAGCAUAGCACAAUUUCUGUCCUGUGGAAUAAUAAGACAAAUUUCUUAAAGUAUCUCGCCUGCAGUAUGUCUGUGUAACCAAAAUAGCAGUGGUGCUUUCAACAAUACUGGAUUGCAGUUUUAAGUAAUCUUUUGAAAUAUGCGUUUUAUUUAUUUGGCCUGCAUUGCAAUACAGUAUUUCGAAAUGUUAAUACUGCACUUCUGUUUUCAUUUCAUGAGAAGCUGCAAUCCAUAAUCUGACAGAUGUUUAUAAAGACAUAAAAAUCUAUGAUAUUCCCAUGUAUUCUUGAAACUUUCUUUGUGUUAGCUGCAGUGGUACAGUGUCCUACCUCUAAAAUCUUUAUACCACAACCCGAGAGGAUACUUUAAUCCAUGUGGCUCCAUUUAUUUAAGAGAUGAUGCUCACAAAAAAAUAAUUUUCUUUCCUGGUUUCUUUCAUUGCUAUUUUAAGAUUUCCUAAAUAUCACAGGGCCAUUUCUAAAGUUUGUCCUGUUAAACUAUUGUAUUUAAGUGCCAUUACCAUUAUAUUCAUACAAAUCUCCUUUUAAUUACAGGAUGAGAUAGGUCGUGUUCCAGGUAUUCCUCAGACUCUCAGGUGUUGCAAGGAACACAGAGGUAUUGCCAGAAAGAACUUUUGAUAUAUUUAAAACCAAAUGCACAAAAAUAAAAGGACAUAAUGUUUGGCAAAUGACAAUUAAAGCUAAAAAGAAAAUAAGAAAUAACAUAAAACAAGGCGUCCGUGCUAAAGCAGCUACUCUGCUUUGAUUUUGUUUGGUUCCCGGCCCACAUCUCAUCCUUUUAUAAAUAGUGUAAUUUACACCUUCUCUUGUAUUAUUUGUUACAUAAAAGGGAGAAAGAGUUUGGUUUCUUGGCCCAAAUGAUAAAUGUGACAAAUGCUCCAGUAUAAUAAAACUCGGUGAGGGAUAUUAUUGAAGUCACUGUUGAAGAAGUGCUUUAUGUUUACAGAAAUAUAAGAUUUUAGAGGAUGUAUGAACCUUUAUCGACCCAGCUGCUUUGCUGCAGCUAAAGCAGGACCUAAUAAAUGAAAUGAGAUAUCUUGUAUAUUUUGAAUAAGGGUAUUUAACAUCUAUCAACAUAUUUAUGUUUCUAAAACGGAUGUAUAUCAUUAUGAAAUGAAACAAAGUAUUUUUAUUGGCAGCUAUUAUUCUGCACAAUUGAUCUACUGUGUCACAAAUAUAUAGUUGGUGGGAUUUCUGACUUGAAUCGGCCCUACUGGAUGUAAUAACUUAAUUUACUUGACAUUUCUUUUGAAAUAAGCCAUGCCCCAUGGAUAAGCCAUACCCUCCAGUCCCCUGAUGUUGUGUGGUGGAUGUUUAAUGUUGGUAGUUUUAUUUAUAAUGGUAGUUAUUGUAGGUAUGAUUGCGCUUGUAAUUAUUAUUAUUAGUGUAAGUAUACUUGAUUGAUAUGAUUUGUUUUGUUUGAACAAAGGGAAUGUAUUCAUUUUUCAGGUGAUUUUUCCGAGUGAUUUAAAUAAACUAAUAAAUCCCUAA